AUGAGCGCCAGUGAUUCCGGUGCCGGGGGCUCCGCAGCAGCGGGAUCCUCGGGAACCACAAGUGAGAGCAUGUCCGGCAUCACCAGCAACUCUGGAGGAAGGAGUGGUGGCAGGGGCAGAGGUGGACGUGGUGGUAGGGGCCGAUUUGGAGGCCGGAGGCAGGGUGCCCCCACCGCAGCCGCAAAGAAGUUUGCAGGCAGGUCCACCACGCUGGAAGGCCAUGUGUAUGACCUGUCCACUCCCUCAGCAACGGCUGCAGCUUUCUAUGACACGACAAUGGAGAUUGCCGAGUUUGUAGGGCGUACCUACACAAAAGGCAACUACACAAAACUCGAGAUUGAGUCCCUGAGGACCCAGGAAAUCCCAAAACCGGCAAUGGCAACCAAUGCAGACGGAACGGUCUCAACAGACGAAGUCGACAAGGAAAUCUUCAAACAGGAAGUGUCGGCAUUCGUGAAAGGACGCGACAAGCUAAAAGAGAACCGGCAGAAUGCUUUCUCCCUCAUCUGGGGCCAAUGCAGUGACAAUAUACGAACAAAGGUGAAGAGCAGCACGAGCUUCGACAAGCUGAGCGCCGAAGCGGAUGUCAUUGGACUACUGCAAGGAGUGCGCACCGUGAUGCUACAGUUCCAAACCAGGAAAUAUCAACCGCUGGCCAUACUGGAGAGCAAACGACGAGUGAUCAACUUCCGACAGGGAAAGCUGACUGUCGGGGAGUACUACAGGCUUUUCAAGCAGAAGGUCGAAGCAACAGAACACAACGGUGGGAGCUUCGGGUACGAAACGACGUUGAUCCAGGCUGCGCUGCCCACGGGAACAACAAUUGACUCCGCUACGGCCGCAGAAAUGGCGGCGGCAGUGGCUAUCGUGCGUGACAGGACGCUGAGCGUCAUGUUCCUCUCGGGAGCAGAUGAGGAACGAUAUGCGGACCUAUCCAUCGACCUCGAGAACGAUUACACAAGGGGCGAGAACAACUACUCGAAGACGCUUGAUGACGCAUACGCACGAUUGGAUGCGUACCAUCCGAAGAGGAGCCGUAAUCGGCAACAAUCAUCACAUGCCGCCGGAAUGGCUACGGAAGUGGCGUUCACGUCGGACGGUGAGGAAUUGGUGGCUGGCACGAACGGAAAGACGUUUGCACACGUCGAAUGUCACGCCUGCAACAAACAUGGCCACUAUUCCAACAAAUGCCCGUCCAGAGGCGAGAGUGAGGCUGAAGGUGCCGUGCAGAUGCUGAUGAACGCGUACGAGGAAGGAGAACUGUCGGAUUUUUCCUUCCUGCACAGUGAAUAUUUUCUGCAACAAGAAGAUGCUCAGAAAUAUUCGGAAGGGCCAUGGAAGGGUCAAGGUGCAGUGCAAUGCUGGCGUGGCUACGACAGACCUCAUCGGGGACCUUCCAGGAUUUCCCGAGCCGGUCUGGUACAUGCCUGA
This is a messenger RNA of Seminavis robusta, 1431 nucleotides long. NCBI's taxonomy places the organism in Eukaryota, Bacillariophyta, Bacillariophyceae, Naviculales, Naviculaceae. The record is from the annotation of a GenBank genome assembly.